This is a messenger RNA of Strongylocentrotus purpuratus (purple sea urchin), 2385 nucleotides long. RefSeq names its product probable ATP-dependent RNA helicase DDX58. Lineage: Eukaryota; Metazoa; Echinodermata; Echinoidea; Camarodonta; Strongylocentrotidae. Gene Ontology annotation, molecular function: ATP binding; zinc ion binding; hydrolase activity. Gene Ontology annotation, cellular component: cytoplasm. The coding region runs from base 97 to 2271 and encodes 724 amino acids. The record is from RefSeq and is a predicted model, not a curated record. The transcript has 12 exons.
UAUGAAGAGGAAUAUUAAUAAUGCAUGUGAUAUAAUUAGUUUUGCAUGUUAUAGGUUCGGAAAGACAGAUGCUUUAGCUAAAAGACAUACAUUUACAUGAUCAGUUCAUUCUGUGAUGAAUAUUUUCGGGCAAUUCCAGAUAUCUGUGUAUCUAUUGGUCAUCUGGAAAACCUUGAAGACUACCAGGUAGAACUUGCCAAGCCUGCUCUUCGGGGCCAUAAUACAUGUAUUGUAGCUCCUACUGGUUCAGGGAAAACGUAUGUUGCUGUUGCUGUAGCUCAGGAGGUCCUCAGGAAAUCACCAGGGAAAAAGGUCAUCUUUGUUGUAAAUCAGGUACCUCUUGUAUACAAGCGGAGUACAGUGUUCAAGAAAUACAUCAAAGAUGUGGCCUAUAUAUGUGGUGAUCAUGGCCAGCCUGAAAUAACACGCCUCCCUCUAGAUGAAGUCUUGAGGAAGAACGAUGUAGUGGUUCUAACAGCACAGAUACUUGUAGAUGCCUUGACCAAGGGACAGGUGUCAUUCAACCAAAUAGGACUUAUCGUCCUAGAUGAGUGCCAUGAGACAAAGAAAGAGAGUCAAUACAAUGCUAUCAUGGCAAAGUACAUGGAGCAAAAACUGACAAAUAAGGAACCACUUCCUCAGAUUCUUGGCAUGACAGCAUCUCUAGGAGUAGGUAACGCACGUUCUGACAAGAAUGCCAUUCAAUACAUGCUCAAGAUGUGUGCUAACAUGGAUGUAGUGAAGUUAUCCACUGUUCAGAAACAUAAAGAGAGCUUGGAAAAGGUUGUCAACGAGCCUGAUGAAGGAUUGCAUGUAGUGACAAGCAGAACCGAGGAUUCAUUUGCAGAAGAAAUACAGGAUCUUAUGUAUCAGGUCUUCAAGUAUAUCAACUCAAGCACAGGAAGCUCUGUUCUCAACACUACGGUUGAAAAGCUUUCCAGUCUCCGAAGCAGUAACCAUUCCAGAGAGAACUUCAGCCAUGUUCUGUGCACGCUGAAGAAAGAGAUAAUAGAGAAUUUUCAAUCAAGUGAUUUACAGCUCAGUCUCAUGACAUGUGCACAAUAUCUAAAGGAAUACAGCAGUGCACUUGCCAUUCAUGAAACAGCUCGGACCAAGGAUGCUUUAGAAUAUCUCCAAGAAUUCAUCAGAGAAAAGAGCAAUAAAGCUGCCACCUCGAACACAGAGAAAAUGCUCAUUCGAACGUUCCAAGACAAGCAACAAGAACUGGAGAGAAUUUCAAUGAGUCCUAAAUCACCAAAUAACCCAGCUCUUGACGAGCUUCAGAGCCUGAUAGAAGGAGACAUAGUGAAAUGUCGGACCCAGGAGAAUAAUGGUCCAUUCCGAGCUAUCCUCUUCACUCAGACCAUCGCAUCUACAUGGGCUCUCAAGAAUUGGGUCAUGGAGACAGAUUCCCUCAAAGAUCUUCAUCCAGAGGUGUUAGUUGGCUGCAGAAACCCAGGCAUGAACUUACGUCAUCAGAAAGAUGUCCUAGACAACUUUCGUGAUGGUGUACACAAGCUGCUCAUAGCAACCUCGGUCAUGCAACAAGGCAUUGAUAUCCCAGCAUGCAACUUUGUCUACAGGUACAACUACAUCACUGAUGCUGUUGCACGUAUUCAAGCCAGAGGCCGAACGCGUAAACCAGGAGGUCGCUUUGAUCUGGUAGUUCAUGAUUACAGAGGACUGGAUGGGAAAGAUAAACUAAGUAAGGAACAGGAACAGAUCAUGCAACGAGCUACUGAUGCAGUUUCAUCACUUUCUAUUGAGCAGAUGAAACGUGGGACUGCUGAAUACCAGCAACAGCGCAAUGUACAGAUCUUCAACCAACAGCAACCCAAACCAUUUGAUGAGUGCAACCACAGUUACCAUUGUAAGCAUUGUGAUGCUCUAGUUUGCCAUUCAGCUGAUAUCAGGAUUGUACCUGGUGGUCAUCAUGUGGUCAUCCAUCGGCAAAUAUUCAGCAAGAUCAGGAUUGUGGCUUCAGGAGGAGUCGGUCAAGAUCCAGGACACUGGUCAUCCGUUGAACAUGCCAAGAAAGAAAUCAGAUGUGCGGAUGAGCGAUGUGACACCAAGCUUGGUAGCAUUUUAAAGUGCAGCAAUCGGAUGCUACUUGCAUUCUCCAUCAAGACAUUAAGACUCAGAAACACAGCAAGCACGACCAAGACCUACAAGAGUUGGGGUUCACUGCCAUUCAUCUUCCAUAAAGAACUAGUGACAGAGGCUAGCUUUGAAUUUAAUGACAUCCCUGGCACCGUGGCACAGUGUGAGUGAAUCUAUCGAGAGGAGGGGGGGGGGCAUUCUCACUCGUAAUUGAAUUGUGAAUUUACAAGGCUAGUUAUUAGGAGGGUCCAUUAUUUGAGGAAUCUUCUUUUCUUGUACUUUUCC